Messenger RNA from Acanthosepion pharaonis, 1359 nucleotides. NCBI's taxonomy places the organism in Eukaryota, Metazoa, Mollusca, Cephalopoda, Sepiida, Sepiidae. The record is from the annotation of a GenBank genome assembly.
UUGCUAUUUUCUCAUCAAUGUCCACUCUCUCUAUUCGCUUCUUCUUUCCUUUUUCUCUUUGAUUCUCUUGUAUUUUCUUUUUUUUUUUCCCCUCCUUUCUUUUCUCUUUUUUCUUUUCUUCUUUUUCUAUUCUUUCUUUUUCUCUCCCAUUCCUUCCUUCCUUCCUUCCUUCCUUCCUUCUUUCAUUCCUUCCUUCCUUCCUUCCUUCCUUCCUUCCUUCCUUCCUUCCAGCCUUCCUUCCUUCCUUCCUUUUGUUUGUUUCUUCCUUUCCAAAUCUUUCGUCUGUCUAAUGUUCUAUUGUUCCUUUCUUUUUUUUUCUUUCCAACCUCUUUCUUUCUUCCUUUCUUUCUUUCUUUCUUCCUUCCUUUCUUUCCUUUCUUUUUUCUUUUCUUUCUUUCUUUCUUUCUUUCUUUCUUUCUUUCUUUCAAAUCUUCUGUCUUUCUUUCUUUGCAAAUCUUCUCCCUCUAUGUGUCCGGUGUCUAUUUUUCCUUCCUUCCUUCCUUCCUUCCUUCCUUCCUUCCUUCCUUCCUUCCUUCCUUCCCCCUCUCUCUCUCCCUUCCUUCCUUCCUUCCUUCUCCCCCUCUCUCUCUUCCUUCCUCCCAGCCUUCCUUCCUUUCUUCCUUCCUUCCUUCCUUGCUUGCUUUGGUUUGUUUGUUUUCUUUCCCUCUUUCCAAAUCUUUCGUCUGUCUGAUGUUCCACUGUUCCUUCCUUUCUUUCUUUCUUUUUUCUUUCUUUCUUUCUUUCUUUCUUUCUUUCUUUCUUUCUUUCUUUCUUCCCUCCAUAUUUUCUCUUCUUCUCCUUUUUUCUGUUUAUUUUCGAGUCCUUCCUUCCUUCUUUCUUUCCUUUUCUUCCAAUUUCUUCUUUCAUUCUAUCCUUUCUCCCUUUUUUUUCUUUUCUUCCUCCUUUUCUUUUGAUUUCUUCUCUUGGUUGAAUUCAAUUCUUUCUUCCCUAUCUCCUUCCUUUUCUUUUUUUCCUAUCACCUUCUCUCCUUCCUUUUGUUUGUUUGUUUCUUUCUUUCUUCCCUAUCUCCUUCCCUCCUUCCUUUUGUUUAUUUCUUUCUUUCUUUCCUAUCACCUUCCCUCUUUCCUUUUGUUUAUUUCUUUCUUUCUUUCCUAUCACCUUCCCUCCUUCCUUUUGUUUGUUUCUUUCUUUCUUUCUUUCUUUCCUAUCUCCUUCCCUCCUUCCUUUUGUUUAUUUCUUUCUUUCUUUCCUAUCUCCUUCCCUCCUUCCUUUUGUUUAUUUAUUUCUUUCUUUCUUUCCAAAUCUUUCGUCUGUCUGAUAUUCUAUUUUUCCUUCUUUCUUUCUUUCCUUUUUUCCUCCCUUCGUUUUAUUUUACUUUCUUUCUUUCUUUCUUUCUAG